AUGGCCAUUCCUCCUAAAUUAUACCAGUUCUUGGUAUGCUGUUUUGCCUCAAUAGGCUCCUUUGCUUACGGUUAUGACCUUUCCGUCAUUGCUCAAGUAAUUGCUAGUGAAACCUUCAUCGAAAGGUUUCAUCCAAGCACCAAUGAAAGCAGUGCAGUCGUUUCAUUGUUCACUGGAGGUGCAUUCUUUGGUGCAUUUUUCGCAGGGUAUCUUUCAGAUUACAUUGGAAGAAAGUAUACCAUCACCACUGCCAGUUUGAUUUUCAUCAUUGGCGGAUGCUUACAAGCAGGAUGUACUAGCAUGGGGAUGCUUUUGGCUGGACGUUUUAUCAGCGGAAUUGCCGUCGGUACUCUUUGUAUGAUCAUCCCAUUGUUUCAAGCGGAGUUAUCACACCCUUCCAUUAGAGGUACGGUCACUGCUCUUCAGCAGUUCUUUUUGGGUAUUGGUGCCCUAUGUUCUUCUUGGAUCGCCUAUGGUUGUUACACUGGUCUCGCUGGUAGCGAAAAUCAAUUCCGUCUUCCACUUGGCCUUCAAGUUGUGCCAAUAGGAAUUUUAUUCUUCGCAACUUACUUCCUUCCAGAAUCCCCAAGAUGGUUAGCCAAGAACAAUAAAGAAGACCUUGCGUUGCGAACUCUUGCGAAACUUCAUUCUCAUGGUGACAUUGAUGCUUCAGAAACCAGAGCACAAUACGAAGAAAUUAUGAGCGAAGUCGAGCUUGAAAGAAGUCGACCAUCAGUUGGUUGGCUUGGUCUUUUCAAAACCAAGGAUAGGGCAAGAAGAAUUGUUCUUACCUGUGCUUUACAAGCUUCAGCUCAAAUGACUGGGGUCAGUGCAAUCCAAUUCUUCAGCCCUGUGAUCUUCUCCAAUAUUGGUUUGAGCACCGGUCGUACAUUGUUAUAUCAGUCUGUGAAUUCCAUUAUUGCUUUGAUAGCCCAAGCACUAUGUAUUGCCACAAUUGAUCUCACUGGUCGUCGUUGGGUGUUGAUCCUUUCAAACGUUGGAUGCUCUUUCUGUUUUGUGAUCGGAGCAAUUCUACUUGCGAAAUUCCCGGCAGAAACUACCAAUAAUCGUGGAGCACAAAUUGGGUUCAUUGCCAGCACCUGGAUCUACAACUUUAUCUUCAGUUAUGGUGUUGGUCCGUUGACUUGGGUCAUUCCGUCAGAAUCUUUUAAUUUAGCCAUGAGAGCCAAAGGGGUUGGUCUUGCCACAAUGGUAUCAUUUGCCUUCAAUACAAUGAUUGGUCAAGUCACCACCGUGGCGAUGGAUCAAGUUGGUUGGAAGUUUUAUUACACGUUUAUUUUCUGUUGUAUGAGUAAUGCCAUCUUCUUCUGGGCAUUCAUGCCGGAGACCAGAAAGAUUCCGCUUGAAGUCAUGGACAGCUAUUGGAAGGAAGCUCCGUAUUUCAUUCCAAGUUGGAAGCCUUCUAGAGAUUAUGCUAAAGAGUUAGAUCAGCAUGUUGAAGAAAUUGAUAUCAAGAGGGAGUAUGAGCACAAAAAUUCUGUUGCCAACUCCAUUAAUGAGUGA
Saccharomycopsis crataegensis is the source of this 1524-nucleotide messenger RNA. Its product is annotated as sugar porter family MFS transporter. The record is from RefSeq and is a predicted model, not a curated record. Gene Ontology annotation, cellular component: membrane. The coding region runs from base 1 to 1524 and encodes 507 amino acids. Gene Ontology annotation, biological process: carbohydrate transport; transmembrane transport. NCBI's taxonomy places the organism in Eukaryota, Fungi, Ascomycota, Saccharomycetes, Ascoideales, Saccharomycopsidaceae. Gene Ontology annotation, molecular function: carbohydrate:proton symporter activity. The transcript has 2 exons.